UUUGCUUGGUAAUUCAUUUAUGGCUGUGGAGUGGCUGUGGUUCCUGGUAGUGAGGCUUAUCUCAGGCUCCAGGAGCCAGCUUGCAUGUGGCCAUCCGUGGUGGCUGCACGUGGCAUUUUUGGUUCCUAACGUGGCCCCAUGGGAUGGGUGCUGUCAUGGGAAACCUCCAGCUCCUUCUGCCUAUGGGUUUACUGGCUGUAGAUGUUGGCUCCAUCCAGGCUGUCCUGCACUGGCAGGACAGGUGAGCUCUGGGCUGUGCUGGUGACAAUCUGUGUUCCUGUGUGGAGCUGCUGCUCACAGGCACUGAGGUGAUUGUGGCUCCUGAAGCUGUGCAGACCUGUGGAGCCACAAUCACUUCACACUGCAUCCCCCUUUGCUAGGUUGCACGGAGGCAAUUAGUGCUGAAAGGGUGUCCUUGUCUUGUUAGCCCUGGAGAAUUCCAGUCUGGAUGCAAGCAGGAGGCAGAGGAGAACAUUUCCUUGUUGCUUUUCUUUGGCUGGUAGUCUCUGAGUGCCUGGAGCAUGGGGCAGCACGAGAUUUUGCCAGGCAGGAGCUGGGCAGGAGUGGGACACCGUGUGAGAGCCGUGGUGUCCUGGAUCCUGUUUGUCCUUCCAGCAGCUGGGGAAGACCCUGUGGAGCAGGAGGAAUGACUGCAGGCUCAGGGUGUCGUGGGCAGGGCUGCAGCCUUUCCCCUGCCAAGGCUGGGCAUCCUGGGGCAGCUCUUUGCUCUCGACAGAGUCCCAGGGGACAAUCCUGAAGCAGCUGCCUCCGUGGAAAUUUUGUCCUUUGGAAGUCACGUGUGCUGACUCAUGAUCCUGUGUGCUCAGGAUUAAUCCAUUGGGCAUUUCCAGAGCGUAAAGAUUUCUUCUCGGGCCCUGAGUGGCAUCUUUCACGUUUAUUGGAGGUUUUUACCCCACAAAUAAACUCAAUAUUCUCUAAUGACACAGACUCAAGCAAAGGUAACAAACUGCCCAGAGCUGAGCCUACUCAGCCUUGUUGCAGAAGACAAAUUAUUGCCUGAGUGAGGAAAUAAACCCUGACUUAGCUACAUGCAAAUGGUAGACUUCAUGGAUUUUUUCCAAAUUCAUAACACAAUAAAUCAAGGAAUUGAAGAUGUACUCCUGGGCAUUGUCCAAAGCCCUGAGGGUGAGACAGGCUGUGCCAUGAGGAGAUUCAGUGUAGCCCCAAAUCACUUCUAAGAAGUGGAAGGAUUGGGAGAGAGGCAUGAUUUUUAUUUUGGGUGAAUAUUGCCAUGUUAUGCUUGCAGAAAACCUUAAACCCCACAAUUUUCAAUUACAGUCACCAGUUUUGGCUUUUCCCCCUAAUUCUUUGUAACCCCCUGUGGGGUUUGGGAGGGGAUGAGCAGCUGUGCUGUGACUGCAUGGAGAAAUCAAGGUGUGCACAGUGGAGGGAAUUUCACUGUUUCACUGGUGAGAGUGGGAUGGUGGUGAAGCCCUAGAAUCAUGCUCAGAGUUUGGUCCAGAGGGAUUAUGUGAGAAAUGGAUUUGUAGAAAAUUUUAACAAUUUGACAGAAGUUUUUACAUAGUGUAUAUUUGUAUGUGAACUUUGAGAUAAGAAAUGUUGAUUUAGAAAUACUAUAGAAUAGGACAGACAUUAAGAUUAAGAGAAAAAUUGAACUAAAAACAGGUUUUGAAGGAUGGCUUUGUAAAUUAGAUUAGAGAAAUAGAACUAUAAAAAUUGUAUUGUAGUAAGACUUACUUGUAGUAGGACUACAUUAUAGUGUACUGCAAUUAGAAGAUAGCUUCUGAUUGUGAUGGUGUGAAUUAUUGCAUCUGCAUUGUCUCACCCUUCUCAUGGGACUGAAAAUGAAAUAAAAGUUUUUAAAACUCCUCUCAGUUGCCCCAUCUCUGGAUCAGAAAAGAGUAUAAUCUGACAGGAUUAGCUUUGGUUGUUCAGCCACGUGGGUCUAACCUGCCCUGAAUAAACUCCAGAAAUUGCAGUAGCUCCUUGCUCAGCCAUUUUCUUCAAGCACAGCACAGGGAAUGUGCUGGGGCAGGGGCAGGGAGUGGGGUCCUGCUUGGGUCAUGGCUUCUUCUCUUUGAUCAGCAUGAAAAAUUCAGCAGGGGCAGGUGAUUUAUAUUCUGAGAGAAUUCUCACUGUUCUGCUUGCGAGCUGUAUCAGUAUGCAAAACACAGCUCCAGCUCCUCGUUCCCGGUGCCCUUUCCACUGUAAAUAGGUUUUAUGUCAGUGUGUGUGGCUGGAGAUGGAUUAUUGAGCUGGACAGGGGCUGAAUGUUUUCUGUGCAGAGGGGUGGUGAUCCCACAGCUAGUGGAAAUCUGUGUGAUGCUGGUGCUCACUUUUCUUCACAAGGAGUAAUUUCUGGGGGUCAGACCAUGGAGUCAUGGAGUUGGUAGGGUUGGAAAACACCUCUGAGAUUAUGGAGUCCAACUGCUUCCCCAGCACAGGCAAGGCCACCACUAACCCAUGUCCCCACGUGCCACAUCCACAGGGCUUUUAAAUCCCUCCAGGGCUUUUAAAUCCCUCCAGGCUUGGUAACCCUUUCUGUGAGGAAGUUUUUCAUCAUUUACAUGGAGGUGUGAUACUGGUCACUGCUCGUGCUCCCUCCAGCCAUGGCAGAGCAUCUGGCAGACAGUUUGCUGAAUCUUCAGGUCUUUCCCAUGCAGUCCAGUGUAGCAGGUGAGCAGGGCAUGGCUUGGAGCCUGCUGUGUUAUGUGUGAGACCCCCCUGCAGGGAAGGGCUGUUUAUCCCCCAUGAGCAGCUCUAAGGCUGUGCUUGUGCCUCACAAGGAGCAUGUUUGUUCCCCAGAGUUCAUCUUUCAAGCCUGUGGAUGAGAGUUGGAUCAUUUCACUUAAUUUUUUUUCCAAGACAAACUCUCCAUAGGUGUGAUACUGUCUAGAAAGCAGCUCUGAGAGAAACCUCUUCCCACCUCUGCCACUGCAAAGAUCACAUAAGACUUCUGCUUUGUCUGUGGUUUGAACCACGCAGAAAGUAGGGUUUGCUAAAAUUUGGGGAUUUCUGUGCACUAGAGUUUCUCGGGGCUUUUCAUAAAGCUCAGGAGAUUGUGUCAAUCCCAGUGGCCGUGGCUCAAAUCUAAACUUAACCUUGACAUCAUGAUGAAGAUAGUUCCUUUAUCUGAUUGCAAAUGAGGAAAUACAUUUCUUAAAGUAAUUAAUGGUCCCUGCAGAGUAUCUUUUUAUUAGCAUGUGUGUGUGUGAAAGCAUCCAGUCUAUAAAUACACAGUGGUUUCCUCCUCAGCAUCAAUAGGGUCUGUGCUGGCCCUGCAGUCUGUGUCCCAUGGCACUUGUUUGCAUGGAGAGGAUGUGACAGGGCAGGAGCGUGCGUCAGGAGCCCUGGGAGGCAGGAUGGGGAGCCAGAGCUCACAUUUCACUGGAAAGUUUCCCUUUUUAUUGCAAUUCCUCCAUGGGGAUGGCUCCAAAACCCAACCAAGCCGUGGUUCAAAUUGCUGAUACCUGCAAGCGCGCCUCGGCCCCGGCGUUGAGGGGUGGUGGUGGCUGCCAGCUUGGCAGCAAUUUGCUGUGUUGCCUGUCAUUAGGGCUGUGUUAAUUGCAGGGCUUGCAGAGGAGCAGGGAGGUGUGAUGGUGUGUGCUGCAUUCUGGCUGGCCGGGGCAGGGAGCCUCUGCCUGUGCUUGCUGCUGCUCCUGCCUGGGUGUGCACCCAGGUCUGCUGCUGCAGCAUUAACCAUCACCUCAGGGGAGGGCAAUUAUUCCUGAAGAAAUCAUACCUGGUGAGUGUGCUCGGUGCUUUCGUGCUGCUCUGAAUCCUUGUUUGAUCUCUGUGCCAGCGGUGCCCCAGCGUCCUCCCAGCACUGAGUUUGUCACUGCAGCAAGCACUCCUGUCCGUGCAGGGGCAGGGACAGCUGAGAUUGUGAGAGAUAGAAAUCACAGAAUCACAGAAUGGUGUGGUUGGGGAUGCAUCUUAAAGACCAUCUCAUUCCACACCCUGCCAUGGACAACUUCCACUAUCUCAGGUGGCUCCAAAACCCAAUGCCCAUCCUGGCCUUGGACACUUCCAAGCUGUUGUGGGCACCUGUGCCAGGGCCUGCCCACCCUCACAAUCAAGAAUUCCUUCCCAGUAUCCCAUCUCAUCCUUCUCACAAAUUAUGUGUUAAUUUUGACACUCUGAAAUGUUCACUUUUCUAUUUGACAGUUUUCAUUUGGUCGCUGGGUUGCCCAGAGGUUUAUGAGGAAGUUACCAGUAAACUGUAAAUGAUGAGUCCACUGAUAUCCCAUAGAAAGCUGGAGACUGGACCAGGCACCCUUGGGAACAGUAAAUCUUCAGCAAAUGUAUUGAUUCCCAAUCUUGGCUUUGCACUCUGGAUGAACUUUGUCCUCGUAAAAUAAUAGAAGGUGAUUUUUCUUUACCAGCCAGCUGGCCUUUAAAUGAGCUACUCUUAACACCACUGCAAGCUCUAAUCCAAGUAAACAUGGACAGGAUGAUUCAGGAGCUGGGAAGAGCAACCAGAAUAUCAGUUCAGAAUAAGGGUUAAUACUUAGUGGAAUAUUUUCAUCUAUUAUCCUUAAACAUCACAAUUGGCUUUGACUGGAUGGUACAAGAUCGGUGUUUUGUGCUCUUUGGAUUGUGCAAAUGGUGAGUUUGGUUGUUUGCAUUAACAACCAAAGCAGCAAACAGAGAAACAGGAUUAGGGGAGCGAUUUGGGGAAAUCGCUGGUUUUGGUAAUCAGAUUUCAGCUGCAAUCUGUCUGCUUUACAAGGGAAUAAGUCUGUAGGGGAGGAUGCCAGGAGGUGAGGCAGGGCUCAUGAUCAGGGCUGCAUGAGCUGGCUUGCAGUUUUCAUUUCAAGAGCCUCCUUGUUGUCCACCCUUAGCUUUUCUUACCUAAAACUACCUAAGAAAUUGGUGAAGAUCAAGAGGCAUGGUGUGGCCCUUAGGAUUUCCCUCCUUGCAGGCAACUCUUUGCCUUGUGUUUUUCCCUAAAGGGCUCUUCAUAGAUUGGGAAUCAUGGAAUGACUGGGGUGGGAUAGGUGUAUCCAGGGGAUUUCACAGCCAUAAUGAUGCUGGAGAGGCUUUUUCUGCUGGACAUCUGCUCCCAGCUGGUCUGGGGGGCAAAGGGUUUCUGUGAGAUCAACCCUGGAGCUUUAAUGAGCUCCUCUUUCAAUGUAUUUUGUAUUUUCAAUGUAGGGGAUGCAAGUCCCCUCUUCAAAUGGAAAAUUCAGAGGAAACUUUAUUAAUUUGACUGAGAUACCUGUGUCCCUGUGGAUGAUGCUGUGUGCCUUGUGUGCUUCCACCAGCUCCUGGGAGUGCCCCAUCCUGUGCUGAUGGGGAGCAGAGGGACACCCACAAUGUUUAAGAUAAUAAAAUAAACACAACCCUCAAGGAACCACCAGCAGGCUGUUUUUUUGGGCAGUGCUUGCCCCUUGCCCAGUGCAUCCAGCCUCCCCUAAGUCCCCUAAAGCUGUUCCUCUCUCUCUCUCUCUGUGCAGGGAGCUUUCCACAGCCCGGGGCUGUCCCUGCACAUCCCCCCAGGAGCUGGCAGGGCUCAGCCUCUCCUGGGGAACAUGGACUGAAAGAGGGGCUUUGCCAGCCCCCAGCUGCCAGCACCCUUUGCCUGGACCCUGAUGGACUCCGAGGCAGGACUGCAUUACCAUGGUGAUGAUCUUAACCAAAACUCGGGAGAACAAAGGUGCUGACUCCGUAACAUGCAGGACUGAGCUGCACACUCCAAAGAUGAGUCAAGGAUCUACCCUCUUCUCCUGUGGCGUGAUGGAAAAUGACAGAUGGAGAGAUCUCAGCAGGAAGUGUCCACUCCAGCUCGAGCAGCCGGGCGCCAGCAUCUGGGACUGCCUGUCGGACAAGGGCGAGGAGGGCUCGCGUUGGCCGAGGGACGCGGCCGGCACCUGCUCCGUCACCAACCUGAUCAAGGACCUGAGCCUCAGCGACCCCCACGGCCACCCCUCCGCGCCCCCCAGCAAGCGCCAGUGCCGCUCGCUGUCCUUCUCGGAUGAGAUGUCGGGCUGCGGGAGCUCCUGGAGACCCCUGGGCUCCAAGGUGUGGACGCCGGUGGAGAAGAGGCGCUGCUACAGCGGCGGCAGCGUGCAGCGCUACUCCAACGGCUUCGCCACCAUGCAGAGGAGCUCCAGCUUCAGCCUGCCCGCCCGCUCCAACCCGCUCUGCGGCGGGCAGCCCAGGAAAUCGGCAGCCGGAGGGCACGGCGGAGAUGGGGUGGACAUUCAGAGGUCCCUGUCCUGCUCGCACGACCGCUUCUCGUGCCCGGAGUCCGGCGCGCCCUCGGCCAGCAGCACGCCCGCCUCCACGCCGGAGCUGGGCCGCCGCGCCGCCGGCCUGGCCCGCAGCCGCUCCCAGCCCUGCGUGCUCAACGACAAAAAGGUGGGAAUCAAGCGGAGGAGGCCGGACGAGGUCCAGGAGCAGCGGCCCUCGCUGGACCUCGCCAAGAUGACCCAGAACCGCCAGACUUUCAACAGCCUCAGCUGCCUUAGCACCACGGCCGAGGACGGCUCCCAGCGGCUGGCGGGUCCCCAGGCGUGGACCGCGGCCCCCGAGGUGAUGCCGGGCAGGACCCCCGCCUGCACCCCGGUCCCGGAGCCACCGCGGGCCAGGCCCGAUGAGCGCCGGGCCAGCAGGGAUGACCUGUCCUGCGAGGAGGAGGAGGAGGGCGCCGGGAAGGAGGAGGACAGGGCGGCCUGGCGGAGCGGCGGGCCGGGCACCGAGAGCCUCUUCCAGCUGGAUGGAGAGAUAGACAUCGAGCAGAUAGAAAACAACUGAGGAGGGAGCAGCUCUUCUCCCCCUGGGGGCUGGGGGCUGCCAGCAGAGCCAGGGUGGGCUCCUGGUUGCCAGCGAGUUUGUGGGAUCCUGUCAUUGCUCCCCUUCUGCCAGCCGGAGGGGAUGAAGCAGCUUUGCCAAAAUUUCAUCAGGUAUUUAGAGGAAUUCGUGUGCAUGCGUGUGUAAACCUUGAAAUUCUUUGUAACUACUGUAGCCAGAGAUCAGCCAGGCCGAGGGAAGUGCCUGUCCCACAGGGAAACCAGGCACGGGGAUCGCCAAAAACUCAGAAUCCACGAGUAAACGGCUUUUGCCAGGACACGGGUGGAGCUGAUGGAGCUGGCCAUGCUCCCGCAGGUCCCACCUGUGCUAGUUCAGAAAGGGGUGCACAAGGAGAAACCACCACUCCUGGGACUGGAGGAAGGGGGGAAAAGCAGAAUAUUGAGAUUUGCAAAUGAGCACUGGCUGGUGGCCGCCGGGGUGGCCACGGUUCCUUUUCUCCGGCCACAUCCCGUGUGGCCCCAGCACCCUCCUUGCUCCCCACGUCCCUGGCAGUGCCAUGAGGAGGAAAUCACAAGUGAAGUUUUGCUUAAAUUCAAUAAUGGCAAGAGCUGGAUUUUUACUCCUUUAUUUUUAGUUUUCCUUUUCCUGAUGAGGAAUUAAACAGAUCCCUGGCCCACGUGGGGCGGCACCCGCAGCAGCGCUUGCUGGGCGCUGAACGGGGAUGCUCAAAUGCCUUCCUUCCCUUCUUUUUACUUUCCCAGUCCCCCUCUCUCAACUCUUUUGGGGGAAAAAACCCUACUCAGGCUCUGUGCCACCCUCACUUGGGUUCCCAACACCCUGUUUGGAGCAGGGCUGGGCUGUUUACCCAUUUACCAGCAGCUGUGCCCACUUUGCUACCCAGGGCACGGCUGCCACCCUCUUUUUUUGGCUUUACUGUGAAGGGCUGCCUGCCCAAGGCACGUCGUGGAGGGGUUACUUGACAAAGUCAGCUGGCAAAAGGCUGAAAAUCCAGGUAGCAGCACUGAAAGCUUUUCCUCUUCCUGUGCCUUUUUAAAGCACAGAUAAAGUGGUGACCAUUAUGUUUGUACGACAUGAAUCCUCUUUGCUAAAAAUAAGCUGUCCACUUGCUAACAGGUUUAGAAGGACACAUAUUUCUUUUUUCUCCCACUGUUUUUAUUUUUAUUAUUUUGUUUAAAGCUCUAGGAAACUGUACAAAUGGCUUCCAGCAUCUUCUGGAUUCCUUCUGCUGGUUCCUUCAAGCUCAGGGGUCACUUCCUGAGCUUUGCAAAUGUGAGAAAGGAAAAAAAAAACUCCAUGAUACCAAGAGCAGCUGAAGACAGGACAUUUUUAAUGGGGUUCAGCAGCACCACUGGCAAUGCCUUGAGGGUCCAUACCUCGGAAAGGCUGAGAGCUGCUGGUACAGGUUUCAUUCAUCAUUUCUGGUUAUAUUAGUGCACUUUUUUCUGCAGUGGUUUGGGACGUGUGUGGCACCUCCCACCACAGUGGAACCCAUUUGUUGUUACCCCUGUCCUGACACUGCUGAGGUUUUGCUGAUGGCUGUGGCCAUGUCCACUCCCUCCAGGCAAGCAGGACAAGCCCCAAAUAUUCAGGGAAGGGAUGACAGGGAUGUCUUUUCAUUUUGGGGAACCCUCCAGCUCUUUUAAAGUGUCACUUUAUGCAUCACUUAUAAAAAAAUACAUCCUGGGUUAAUUUUUAUCCCUCCCGUUGUGGAGGGUCCAGCCACGCCAGUGUUUUCCCAGGCUGCUGCCCCUCUGUCUGUGCCCCUGCGGUGGCACCCUCACAGCAAAGUUCCUGGCUUUGAGUCUUCCUGAUGCUCCAUCCAUCCCUCCCCACCACUGACACGUCCUGGUCUCGGGGCACACAGCUCCUGCUGGCCACAGGCCCCUCCUCAGCUGAGCAACAAAGGGCAAAUUCCCCCAAAUCCACGUCUGGCUCCGGGUGGGCUCUCACGGGGGCAUCCCCAGGGCUGGAAUUCCUAAGGGCUUCUGUUUCUUUCCAAGGGCUGCUCCUGGUGCCAUGCUGACCCCCCAGAGCGGGAAGGUGGCCAGCAGGCCACGGCCCGGCUGUCCUGGACGUAGCCGUAGCAUUCAGUUUACAUUCAGCACAACCCGUUUGCCUUACUAAAAAUGCUUCUCCAAUGAGUCAUGGCCUUAUACUGGGCACGUUGGCGUAGGCACAGACUACAGUUAGCGACAGUUUUGAGGCCACAGUGGUGUUCUGUUGGGUAUUUCUCAUUGGGUUUGUAUGAUUUCAUGUACUUAUUCUCAGUUUAAGAAAGCCUUACUUUAAAAUUUUUUUUUCUCUCUCUCUCUCUCUGUAGAGGUAAAACAUUUGUGGAUUUAUAUAUAUAUAAAUAUAUAUAUAAAUAAUUAAAAAUAAUAAAUAUAAUAUAGUAUGUGCCUCAGAUUCAGGGGACAUCCUGUUGAUUGUAAAGUCAGAAGUGGCGUUGCUCCCCUGGUGUCAGGAGAUCUGUCCCCUACGCAGUGGAAGAGCAGGGCAUCCCUUGAGGGUCUUGCUCUUGGUUUGUAAAGGACUUCACCUAUUACACAGAUGCUUUGGGAGCCCCCAAAUCCCCCGGCAAACCCCUGCCGGCUGCCAGAAUGUGAUACUAAAGUCAUAUGCAGACAAGGGAUGUUAUUCCUUGCUAGGUAGCUAAAAUAGGUUCAUUAUUAUGAAGGGACUCAGUGGCUUGUCCAAGGUGUGACCCAGUCUGGGCAGCAGCUGUUUUGGGAGGACACCAAAGCUGUGGCAGCAGCAAAAAAAAAAGGUUCUUCAUCCUGAAAAAAAUAGGAUUUUAACACAGAAAGUCUUAGCAGGCACACGGGAGUUUGCUGUGUGUUUUGCAGAUGUAGCUCUUUGAGCCUGUCCUAUGAAAGAGUACAUUAAAAAAAAAAAAAAAAGAAACCAACGAAAAGAAGCAUUUGUAAAAUAGAUUGUAAUUUUUCCACGUGCUAGCAUAGCCUGUUUGGCCAAUAAAAUUGUGUUUCAAGUGCAUUGUUCGAAGCUCCUGGCUGCCCAGGCGAACAGACUGACGUAGGAUGUUCUAGGAUUGUAGCGGUGCUUUGCAGCGUGUGUGAGUUCGGUGUUCAAGAAAGAAAAAGAAGAGGAUGGCCAAAUGAAAAACAAAACAAAACCAAGCAGAAAGAUGGGAAGAAGAAUAAAAACAAAGCCUUCUGAAGCUAUGACCUGUAGUAGCCAAGUCUCGCUGGCAAUUGCACAAGCGCCGCGGGCCGUGCGUGUCCCGGGAGGGGCUGCCCCAGGUGUCCCCUCCACGGGCGGGCGAGGAGGCUGCUCCUGCCCCCCUCCAUGACUUGAUUGCACUAGAGCAGCUCAAUCUCAGGAAAUUGCUUGUUACUUUUACUGUGUAAAUAAAGCUUCCUGGUUCAAUAA
Messenger RNA from Lonchura striata (white-rumped munia), 10149 nucleotides. It is a transcript of the gene FAM53B, whose product is annotated as family with sequence similarity 53 member B. Gene Ontology annotation, cellular component: nucleus. The record is from RefSeq and is a predicted model, not a curated record. NCBI's taxonomy places the organism in Eukaryota, Metazoa, Chordata, Aves, Passeriformes, Estrildidae. Gene Ontology annotation, biological process: protein import into nucleus; positive regulation of canonical Wnt signaling pathway.